AUGUAUACUCUUGAUGAUUUUGAGAGAACCCAAGAGGGAGAGCUAUAUUGUAGCAAGACCAACACCAAGUACUUUGGCUCAUUUAAACACAAUCAAAAAUAUGGAUUUGGAGUUGAAAUUUAUCCAAAUAUUGCAGAAAGAUAUUGUGGAGGAUGGAAACAUGACAUGUAUCAUUAUUUUGGAACUUAUCAUUAUAGAGAUGGCACGUACUUCCAAGGAAUGUACAAGAAAGGACAAAGAAAGGGUAAAGGAAAACUUUAUUUACCUAAUGGAGACAUUAUUGAAGGUUUUUGGUAUGGAGACAACAAAGUUGAAGGCUGCACCUACUACAAGGGAACCUGUAAAAAUGUUCAAUUAACAAACCUUCAUAUGCUCCAAUUCCAAAUUCAAGAAUCAAUGAAGUUAUACGAGAAUAUGGGGCACAUGGAUGAAUUAGCUAUGAGUAUGUACGACCCAGAAUGUGUAAAACCUGCAUCUGAUUUGAAGUGGACUCAAUAUUUGGUGCUUUUUAGGGAUGAUUGGAAAAAAGAGCGGUACGCUCUUUCAAAGAAACUAGUCAGCAAAAGUUCUACCAGAUAUGAGCUAAUGGGAAUAUCUUCCGUGUCUGCACAGUUCGACAGAUUAAGGAAAGCUUUUACAUCUAUUCUUACGCAGUUAUUGACAGGAACCUUUUCUGAUAUUUCUGCCUCUGCUUUAGAUCCCAGUUUCAAGUUUAUAUCCAAUUUUAUUGCAUUCUUUGUCAGCAUAUUCUGUGGAAGUUACUAUAUCGGAUCGAACUCAAAAUCAGUUUCUGGAAAGCAUCAAGCCACACUGCUCUAUCAUGCGAUUGACGAUACAAAGAGUUUUAUCAUGUUUUUAUGUGACAAAGUGUUGUGGGACUUUUUCGUACGAGAUGUCUUCUCGGUGGCUCUUACUGCAGAUGUUCCAAACUCGGAACAACUAUUGGUAGAUAUUGAAAAGGAGUUUUAUCCAAUUUGUAGAAACUUAAUUUCAAAUACCGUUCAUGAAAAAUUGUUUUCAACGUUAUUUGAACUUUACAACUAUCACUAUCGUGAUAGCGAUUUACUCAUGAAUCAAAAGAUUAGAUCUCUUCAAGGUUGUACCAUAUCAAUGUUUGGUGUCGCACCAGAAUUUGCUCCAUUACCACCCUCAGACAUGAAUCUUGUAUUUUACGAAUACAAACAAACAAGCGAUAUUCCAUAUGAAGAGACAAUCAAACUAUUAGAUCAAAUAAGAAAUGCAAAAUCAGUAAUUGCUAAAAUUGAAACUCUCUCUAAAGUUAGAACACACGCCAUGCAAACAAUGAAAAAAUAUAGAAAAGCACAUAAGCGAAAGGAGGCAUAUUUGAAUUAUCAGUCUUCAAAUGAAGUUUAUGACAUGGAUAGAAACACAAAACCAACUACAAAGGAGCCGUGGUGGAACGCAGAGCUCGAGAAACGAUGUGAGGAGUGGCAAGCAGGAGCUGAUGAUGUCACAUCUGUGUAUAGUUAUAUUUUCAGCAAAUCCAGCAUUGACAAUUUUACUGCUACUUUCCACUAUGUUAAUGACUGGAAGUCAGAACAGGUGAAUUUCGAUCCAGUCAGUCACAUAAUACGAUUUUAUGAAGGCUAUUUAUCAUAUAUUCAAGAUAUAGACCCAAAUAUUUUGCAUGAUGGCCAAUUUAUUUCCAAGUACUCUCUGACUAGCUCCUUAGAGUCCGCUAUUGAAGGACGCGUUCUUGUGUACCGAGAUAAGAAUUUACCAUUCUUCUGGUUACCGAGCUUGUUGGUCCAUGUUGGUCUGGAAAUUGGUAAAACCAUCGCAAAUUCAGCAGCCGCUAUUACCAAAUCAUCUUCCCUUAGUAUUUCAAAUAUUACCAACAUUACUAAUAUUACUGCUGGCUCAAUUUUGAACCUUUUAGCUUCCUUAAAUCCAGCCACUGCUAUGACCUCUACGAAAAACGAGUCUGCUCAAGAUUCUAAAAUGAGUUUUAAUCCCUUCACGAGAAAGUUGAUACUUCCAAGUAAUCUGGAAGUUGUUGAUAUCAGCAAUCAGAAUUUAGUUCAAUCGAUUAUCAAAUUCUAUGAUCUGGUUCGACAAACUUUAGGUGCCAGCUCAAUAGGUUUCAAUGUAGAGUUGAAAAAGAAUGAGGAGACAGGCAACAAUGAUGUCAUUGUGGUGUUUGACAAGCUCUAUCCAAGCUAUGUCUACUCUGAGAUUGCACUUGGUGUGACUCGUUACAUCAAAUACGAACUUCAGAACAUUAUCAUUGUUUAA
This is a messenger RNA of Naegleria fowleri, 2256 nucleotides long. RefSeq lists its product as uncharacterized. The record is from RefSeq and is a predicted model, not a curated record. Lineage: Eukaryota; Heterolobosea; Eutetramitea; Acrasida; Naegleriidae. The transcript has 3 exons. Bases 1 to 2256 code for a protein of 751 amino acids.